Messenger RNA from Jatropha curcas, 1446 nucleotides. The record is from RefSeq and is a predicted model, not a curated record. Lineage: Eukaryota; Viridiplantae; Streptophyta; Magnoliopsida; Malpighiales; Euphorbiaceae.
UACAAGUUUUCUCCAAGAUACUGCAAAUCUAGUAGCUAAGAGAGAUGGAAGUUCAAAUCAUUUCAAGAGAGUUGAUAAAGCCAUCUUCCCCAACAGUUCAACACAAAAGACCCUAUAAACUCACCCUUUUAGACCAACUUACUCCUACAACAUAUUCUCCACUGAUUUUGUUCUACCCCAUGAAUAAUAUAUCUACUACUCUUCAAACCUUAACCCACUUAAAAGAAUCUCUAUCUCAAACCCUAAAUCUGUACUACCCUUUUUCUGGAAGACCAACUUGUGAUAACCUCUAUAUCAAUCGUUUCAACGAAGGAGUUCCAUUCUUUGAAGCUAAAGUGAAUUGUUCCAUGUCUGAGUUUCUCAAGCUCCAUCAAACGGAGUUAUUAAACAGUUUUCUUCCAUGCAACCCCUUUACCAAGGAAGUAUCCAUUGAAAUACCCAUAAUAGCCUUCCAAGUAAGCAUGUUCACUUGCGGUGGAAUAACAUUGGGUUUGAGCAUGUCACAUAAGCUAAUAGAUGCCGUAACAGCUUCUGCUUUCAUGUCUACUUGGACUUCUUUACAUCGUCGGGAUUUUAACGGCGUUAUAGCGCCAUAUCUCCACGAACCAUCACUAUUUUUCCCUUCACGAAUUUCAUUUCCUCAAGGCCAUUUAUCUCUAAUGGAGAGUUUAUGGUUCACCGAAGCUAAUUACAUUACAAAAAGAUUUUCUUUUAAUCCUAAAGCCAUAGCUACUCUAAAAACUAUGGCAAAAGGCGACAGAAAAAAUAAUGUAGAUCAACCAACCCGAAUUGAAACGCUUUCAUGUUUCAUUUGGAAAUAUUAUAUGCAAGCAUCAUCAAUGGUGGAAUCAAGUAGAGGAAGUGAAUCUAGAACAUCGAUUUUAGUUGAAGCAGUAGAUCUACGGAAGAAAACAAAGCCACCAAUGCAUAAUGGGUCCAUUGGAAACUUAUUUUGGUGGGCAGUAGCAGUUGCAGAUCCUAAUGAUAAAAAAAAUACAGAGUUACAUGAACUCGCAAGUUUAUUAAGUGAAUCUAUUGGGGUAUAUAAAACUGAGUAUACACAUAGUUUACAAGGCGAUAAUGGGUAUGAGACUAUGUCAGAGUACUGUGAGCAAUUAAGUAAGUUGUUUUCUUCAGAAAAACCUGAUAUUUUUGCCUUUACAAGCUGGUGUAAUAUGUCAUUUACAAAGCCAGAUUUUGGGUGGGGAGAGCCUUAUUGGGUUGGCGUUAUGGGAAAAGCAGGAGCUGCAUUUAGAAACUUUACUGUUUUUGUUGAUGCAAAGGGUGGUAAAGGGAUUGAAGCUUGGAUUACUUUAGAUCAUGAAAGAAUGGAGAUUCUUCAACGUAAUCCUGAGUUCUUGGCGUUUGCUUCUCCGAAUCCAAGGAUAUCUAGUCUGUGAUCUUUAUGUCAGGUAUGAAUGUAUAUGUGCUAAUAUUUUCUAACUA